UGACCUGAGCUCCAACCUCUUCUCCUCCUCGCUGCCUUCCCAGUGGUCCUCCCUCUCUGUGCUGCGCAAACUCCACAUCCAUCAUACGCUCCUCUCUGGCGCCCUCCCUGCUGCCAUCGGCUCCAUGACCAACCUCCGAGACUUGCGCAUGUGCUGCAAUAUGCUCACGGGCUUCCUGCCUACACAGAUAGGCCUUCUCACCAAGUUAACCCACCUCGAUCUCAGCUCCAACCGCUUUUAUGGUGCGCUGCCGGCCACUCUCUCUGCCAUCCAGCUAGCCACUGCCAUUCUCCUCCGCGACAACCAACUGAACGGCACGAUUCUCCCCAAGCCAUCAGCAGCCGUGCAGCAGUACCAGCUCGACUCCAACUUCUUCUCCGCCUGGUUCCCCUCCUCCCCCCACUCCUGUGCCGGUACCACCCUCUGGUCCAACUGUCUCCCGGUCCCCACUGUCUUCUCCGUCCCUCCGGGCUAUCUCUGCCCAGUGGACUCCUUUCCACCGGAGGCGUACCGCCAGCGGAGCGCUGCUGCGUGUGCUGCGUUCUGCGGGCUGUGGGUCGGGCCGGAGUCGGCGGUUGUGGAGAGAGUGGUGUGCGGGGGCCACGGGAGCUGCUUCUUUGAUGGACCCAACCGGGUUCCCACGUGUGUGUGUGACGUGGGGUACCUGAAUGGCGAGGACCCGGGCACGUGUAUCGACGCUGGAGGCGCCUUAAAGGUUCCCACGUGCGUGUGUGACAUGGGGUACCUGAAUGGCGAGGACCCGGGCACGUGUGUGGACUCUGGAGGUGCGUGCAGGGGUGGAGGUGGUGGAGGGAGAGUGUUUGUGCGUCUGGGAUGGGGUGCGGAAUGGGGGUCCCUUGCUUGCCUUGCCAUCGUGCAAACCCUUGACCCCUUCUCACACCUAUUUCCCCUUUUCUCCCUCCCUCCCUCCCCUCCUCCCUCCCUCCCCCCCUCCCUCCCUCCCUCCCUCCCUCCCUCCCUCCCUCCCUCCCUCCCUCCCUCCCUCCCUCCCUCCCUCCCUCCCUCCCUCCCUCCCUCCCUCCCUCCGCACCCCCUACCAGUCGACCCAAACACGGUGAGCCUCAACUCCAAGGAGCACUACAAGUCCAUGAUCACAUACGGCAAAGCAUUCAUGGAGAGCGACGACGGCGCAAUUACGCUCACGCCCUCACUGCCCUCCGUGUGGGGCGCAGCGCUCCUCUCCACGCCCAUCCGCCUCUUCUCCUUUGACGUCAAGGCAGCCGAAGCCGGCCGCCAGCUCGGAUUCACCGCCGCAUUCUCCUUCUGCCUCUCAGCGGAAGGCGGGAACGGGACCAGCGGCUUCGCCUUUGUGAUCUCCGCGAAUGGCGUGCCGACAAGUGGCGCCGCCGGGGCGACCGGGGUUACGGAUCUGGGAUACGCAGGGAUGGACGCACGGAGCGUGGCAGUGGAGUUUGACACGCGGAUGGACGCAGCAUCGAAUGACCCUAGCAACAAUCACAUCGGGGUGGACAUUGCCGGGUCUACCUCCUCGCUCGCCACUGCCACGCUCCCGCCCUCGCUCACUCUCAACGACGGGGAGGAGAAGCAGGCGUGGGUGACGUACUCGCCGCUCAAGGGCGGGGUGCUGGAGGUCUUUCUGACGACCGCUGCUGCUGCUGCUAAGUAUGGCAAGCCGGCGGCGCCGGUGCUGAGUGUGAAGAUUGCGCUGUGGAAGGUGCUGAAGCCGGGGGUGGCCCCGGCGGUCAGUGACUCGUACUUCUUUGGGUUUGUGGGCGCGUCGGAGCAGCCGCCGCAGGAGCAGACGAUUUUGUCGUGGAGCGUUGUGACCGGUGCGUGGUGGUGGUGUGCGGUGGUGUUGGGCGGUGCGCGGGUGUUUAAGUGGGUGGUGGGGGAGGAGAAGAAUCGUUUGGUGGGCGAAUCAGGAGCAGGGGUUUCCCGAGUCAUCAGAUCACGACAGCACCAUUCUCGAGCCGCCUCAAAAGUCCUUCCCUCUCCCGCUCCCGCUUCCCAACGCACACACAUGCGCCCGUCACCCGGCGCCCAUCACCCGGCACCACCAGGCUUCCCGCUAGGCCUCGUGCUGGAGAGCAAGCACCUGGCAACAGGGCCAAUCAACCUCUUCUUCCUCACUAACUAUCUGCUCCUCUCCUCCCCUCCCCUUCCUUCCCAACGCACAAAUGUCACUGGCCCGGCACCACCAGGCUUCCCGCUAGGCCUCGUGCUAGAGAGCAAGCACCUGGUGACAGCGCCCGUGAACCCCUUCUUCCGCUACGCCAGUGUGGGCUACCAGGCCACAGCGCCCUUGGGUGCUUCCACUCACUCCCCGCUGGGAGGGGCGGCGACAGUGCAGGAGGAGUCGUGGGUGGUUAGCGCCAGCCAGUCGUGGCUGCAGCCGUCUCUGCACUGGGAGCUCCGCGACCAGGGCUCCUGCGGCGACUGCUGGGCGUACGGGGUGGUGCAGAGCAUCGAGGCAGCCUACGCCAUCCUGCACAACCGCUCUGCACCGCUGCUUUCCGUGGAGCAGCUACGUAGCGACGUGGGCGCGGAUUGCAGUGGGGGCUCGCCCUUUGUGGCCUUCCAGUACCUCACGUUCCUCGGCAAGGCCGGCAAGGGGCUGUUAGAGGAGAGCCAGUUUGUUGCUCCGAGUGGUGGUGCCGGGGGGAAGGGAGCGACGGGUGGGGCGGGUGGAGGUCGCCGGGUGCCGUUUCUUGAGAAGCUGAAGCGGGCGCUCAUGCGGUGGCGGUCAAAGGGAAAGAAGAAGGGCAAGAACAAGGUGACCAAAGGACUGAGAAUCAGUGGCUUUGAGCGCACGUCCUUCUAUGGCUGGUUUGGGCUGCUGCUGGCCGUGCAGCGGCAGCCAGUGGUGGUGCAUUUAGAGGCGUCUGCUGAGACAUUUGUCAACUACGAUGGGUUUGCCAAGUACCAGGACCCGGCGUGCUUCACGUACAACCUGAACCACGUGGUGCUGCUGGUGGGGUACCGCCUGGUGGGGUCAGAUGAAGCCUUCCCCCACAUGGCGCCGCCCUUCUGGAUCAUCCGCAACUCAUGGGGGGCUGACUGGGGUGAUGGGGGCCACAUGCGCAUGGACAUCCAGGGGGGGGAUGGCGUGUGCGGCAUCAACACUCUGCCGGGCCUCUAUCCUGUUGUGAAAAGCUCCACUGACCCAUGCAAUGGUGCGGCCACAGCAGCAGCGGCAGGAGCAGGGUCUAAUGAUGGGGGCGCGGCACUGCUGAAUCCGUGUGGGGGCUUCCCGUGUGUGCGGGACGGCGCCCGCAACAAGUGCCAGUGCAUGCUGCCGUUCGUGCAGGCCACCAAUGCGGACGGCUCUAGAACCUGCGCUUAUGUGGACGUGUGUGGGUCCAGCAACGGCAACCCAUGUGCGGUGGGCACGUGUGUGAAUGACGGGGCGGGGUCGUACUCGUGUGUGUGUCCACCGGGCUUUAGGCAGGGCACCACCGUCGAUGGCACCUUCUCCUGUGCUCCAGGCAGCACCAACGGCAGCUACACGGUGAUGGCAGAUGGCAUGACAUGCACAGACGUGCACGGCAUAUACGGGCUCACCCUGUCUCAGUUCCAGGCGCAGAACAAGCACGUCGACUGCGACAAGCCCCUGCCACGCAACACCCGCCUCAACAUCACCUCCUCGCUGCCGCUCUGCUCCGUCUUCUACUCUGCUGUGCAGGGCGACUCGUGCCUAUCUGUGGCAAAAUUCUUCUCUCUCGACGACUCCUGCAACCCUGUAGGCCGGCCGUGUGUAGAGGCCUUCCAAGCGCUCAACCCUGGGGUUGACUGCACCACCAACUCCGGAGCCCUGUCUCCCAGCCAAGUGGUGUGCCUGGAGCGAGAUUCCUCACCUGCUGCCGGCAGUGGUGGGGCUGGGGAUGCGGGGGAUGCGAUGGUGCCGGUUUGCAGUCAGACCUACAUGGUGCAAGGGGGAGAGAGCUGUGAGGCCAUCCGUAAUGUGCCAUCGCCCCCGCUCUCCCGCCUCAACUUCUACCGGCUCAACCCGGGGAUUAAUUGCGAUAAGCUCGUGCCGCCCAAUGGCGUGGAUGCGACGACUGGAUUCGAGUGGCUCAUCUCCUUCCCCUUGUCGUCUCUAUGUUCUCAAUGUGUGUGA
Molecule: messenger RNA, 4099 nt
Organism: Closterium sp. Naga37s-1
Lineage: Eukaryota; Viridiplantae; Streptophyta; Zygnematophyceae; Desmidiales; Closteriaceae
Source: the annotation of a GenBank genome assembly